Messenger RNA from Zeugodacus cucurbitae (melon fly), 8246 nucleotides. RefSeq names its product pneumococcal serine-rich repeat protein (gene pdm3). The coding region runs from base 1638 to 6587 and encodes 1649 amino acids. The record is from RefSeq and is a predicted model, not a curated record. The transcript has 12 exons. Gene Ontology annotation, biological process: regulation of transcription by RNA polymerase II. Gene Ontology annotation, molecular function: DNA-binding transcription factor activity, RNA polymerase II-specific; RNA polymerase II cis-regulatory region sequence-specific DNA binding. NCBI's taxonomy places the organism in Eukaryota, Metazoa, Arthropoda, Insecta, Diptera, Tephritidae.
GCGCUGCUCAGUCUUUUGACGGCGCUCUGCCUGUUCGUACGACUCGCACGGACGACUCUGGAAGUCACAGCUGAACUGUGUGUGAAUACAUUUGGAACUCGCAUGUGAACCGUUUACCAUCUUGGCGAGUGGCGAGCUCGAAAUUAAAAGCACAGCUAAUUGCAUAAGUAGCAUAAUUAAAGAUUUUCGAAGAAUUCUUGAAGUUGAAGAAAGCGCCUGUGACUGUGUGUUUUGUGAUGAAGUGUUUGAAAUAAUGAAGUGUGCAGCAUAUUUGUGGCGCGUUGCGUGUGUUUAAUAUGUGACAAUUUGAAUUUAAAAAAAAUACCGUUAGAUCUUUGCUGGCGUUGCAAGUGCAGUUUAAAAACGUGUUUGUGUGUGUGACUGUUUGUUUUGCAUAACGACACCGUUAAAUUGGUAACGAGUACACUUCAAAAGAAGCGUGCAUUACAUUUUAAUAACUCAACAACAACAACAAUAACUAUAGCAACAUUCAAACGUUGCACGCCAACAAAGCGCCACUUAACGCCAACUUUUGCUACCAAUUUGAGCUAACAACAAUUUAGACAACAACAAAAACAAAGAAAACAAAAAAGCAACAACAAAGACUAACGCUACACUUUGCUUUGCGAUCAGCAGCAAUCGCCGUGAUUAAUUGCAUGUGGCAGUUGAAAGUGAUUGAUAAAUUGCAGCAAUGCGAUAGCCGCAUUGUUGUUGCCGCUACCAUACUUGCCACACACUAAUAACAACGCUAUCGCUGCGCGAGAUGUUGCCGCGGAGGCGCACAGGUAGCCAACUAACAGCAAUGCGUUGCGUUUCGCCAAAAAUAGCAGCCAACGAAUUGUUUUAAGACGAAGAAAUUAAUAAAUUUAAUUUGUGUGCUUGUGGCGGAAAAAUUAAAAAAACAAAAACAAACAACAACAAUAACAAUAACAAAAAUUAUUAAAAACACACAAACUUGUGCAUAACAGUAUUUGUAUUUAUUUUGUUGCACCAACGCAUUUUUUGGAGCCGUGAAAGUGACCGCAUUUUAAUGAGCCAAGCAGCGCCGUAACAACAACAACUUCACAGUGCAGUGUGUGCAAAGGAUAAAAGAAAUGCCAAAAAAAGAGUGCAGAGUGAAAUUUUUGUAAAAUUAAACAGUGUGUGUGCUAAUUAGCGCGCUACAUAAUUCAUUUUUCGAAAACUGCUUUCGAAAACAUUUUUCAAAAAUAAAAAAAUCAACAAAGUGUGCGAGGAAGUGAUAUUACGGCGAAUUUAAAAUAAACAAUUUUAGUGAAUAAUUGCAGAAACGGCAAGAAUAUAUUAAACAAAUAAGUAAUAAUAAUUGGAAUUUGUACUAUAAAGGUCCACAGUGUGUCAAUAAAGUCAAAACUAAAAAAAAAUUUCCUACUCCAAGAAAAGUUUUCAAAACUACGCUCUUGUCCUGAAAAAUAUGAAACAUUAUACCGAGAAUGUCCAAUCUAAUUAGAAAUAUCGAAUUGAGUUAGUCCAGGCAGGCCACUGAUUACAGAGCUACAUUUGGGGAGAGAAAGAUUAUUGGCCUAGCAGUUUGUUGUUGCGAAACAUUUGUCAAAAGUCAACACCCCUGUUUGGAAAAGCUGGACGAAAUUCAAGUCUUUCCAAAAUGCCUUACUGACAUGGCGGAGGGCUGCGAGGAAACGGAGAACCAGCCAAGCAAUCGUAAAGCCGAUAACGCGCCGACCAUGCUCGGUACUGUCCUGCCAUGCGAAGCCGCCAUAACAGCCGCCUCACUGGGAACUACCUCGAACGCCGGUGGCGGAAUUGUCAUUAAACGCGAACCCACAACCAACUCAGCCAGCGCCUUUGUGGACGCCAGCGUACAUCAUUUGAGCGGCAGCAUUUCGGCCACAGUCAGUCUGACCACCACCACCACUGGUGCCGGUACGCCUAGCCCCGGCGGCACACCACCGCCGUCCACAACGCCUGCAGUCACACAUUUGUUGGCUAUCUCGCCAAACGGUUGCCGACCGUCAACACCAGCGCUACAAAACCAGCAACAACGCACACCCACACCCAUUGCGGGCCAUCGUGUGACUGGUUCCAGUGCGACAGCAACGGGCGCAGCCUCUUCCUCCUCAUCGUCGUCGUCAUCGUCCUCAUCUUCCAAUUCAUCGAUGACUUCAUCCACUUCGUCCUCAUCGUCGACGGCUUCGUCUUCAACGACAGCGGCCGUCGCGCCCAAUUCGAAUGCCAACAAAUCGCCUUGCAGCAUAGCGGGUUCACCGUAUUCUACAUCGGCCGUCGCGUCUUCGGUGCGUGGCGGUAUUUCGCCGACAUCGCCACCGCUUUCUUCGGUGGCACCCGGUACACCCAUCGGUUUGGAGGCCAGCAACGGUAGUUGUGGCUCAACAGCUGCUAACGGUAUUGUUGUGGCAACUAGUGGGUUGACGGCAGCGUCAUCCGCUUCGGCGCCAGUAACGUCCGCAGAUACGCUAUCGAAUGCCAUGUCGCCGAUCACAACGGCACAACACCAACGUACACCUUCGCCAAGCGCAGAGCCAACGUCGUUGCUGCCACAUGUGGCAUUAAACAUCAAAACUGAAUCGGACUAUGAUAAGGACAUCAUCAGCCAUAAACUCAACUCACCGAUUAGCAGUAACAGUCUGCAUGAAUUGCACCAGCAGAACUCUUAUGAGAAGGAUCACGUCAAAGAAUUGGAAUUCUAUCAAAGCUUAGCCAAGGCGGCGUCUUUGGCCAAUCACAAUGACACGCACUCACGGCAUUCGCAUGAAUCACAUGAGUUGUCACCGCCCACUUCACCGCAACCGAUGCAGAUCGACACCGAUGUGGGUGAGGAUUGUGAUGCACGCGAUCAUCUCAAUCCCCUGUCCGACGCGGAGGAUCACGAGCAGCAAGCGAAGGCGUCCGCUUCAGCUUUGGCGGUGGCAGCAGCGGCAGCGCAGGCGCAUCUAAACGGAACUAUGCAAGACAUGAUAAAUUUACAAAAAUUACAAAAUUUAGCCACGCUCCAGCAGCAGCAACAACAACAGCAACAGCAGCACCAUCAUCUACAACAUUCCAACGGCGGCAAUGGCAUACACCAGCAUCAGCAUCACCACCACCACCACACACAGCUGCCGCACUUGCACACGCCACCUGGCGGCUCCGCCACACCGGUUAGCGUGGCACAGAGUGUCACACCGGCGACGGCAGCAGCACUAGCAAGUCUUCAGGGAUUAGCGGCCGGCAUCAGCGCCUCAGCAGCCGCGGCGGCAGCACUCAACUCACCGCUCAAUUUGACUGUUGGCGCCGGUGGUGCGGGUGGCAUUAGUGCCUGUCUGCCGCCAAUUGGUGCCACUGGCCCACACAGCGCACCUUGUUCCCCCAACGCGCUGUCCGCAUCGAACGUGCUGGCCGCAGCAGCAGCCGCCGCAGCGGCUUCUAAUAAUAAUAACAAUAAAGUCAUGUCACAUGCCGGCAGCUGCGGUGGUGGUCAGGACCAGACCGGCAGCACAUCGCCCAACUCGAGCUCGGUGCAGGCGCAGACAAUGGCUCAGAACACGUUGGCGAAUGUGUUGAACUCGGCAGCGGCAGCCGCGGCGGCUGCAGCAGCAGCUGGUGCAGCGGCCACCGCCUCACCGCCACCCGCGAUGCCGACAUCGGCGACCAGCGGCCAAAUGCCGCAACUGAUACUCGCAUCCGGGCAGUUGGUGCAGGGCGUGCAGGGCGCUCAGCUGCUCAUUCCAACGGCACAGGGUAUUGCCGUGCAGACCAUUCUCACCAUACCAGUGAGUCCGCAAAUAAACACCAAUGAGCAAUUCUUGCAGAAUUUCGGCGCUUUCGCAUCAUUCCAACAACAACAGCAGCAGCAACAACAAGCACUGUUACCACCUCCCUUGCCACCGGCGCUCGCCGCAUUGCAACACGCUUCGACGCUGCCUCAGCUUGCGCAAACACAGACGAAUUUACUAAAACCCAACCUGUUUUCGAGCAGCGUGCAACAGCUGUUAGCCGCUUUGCAUCCGGAAUUGUUUGCCGCGGCCGCUGCUAAUCAUCACCUACACGCCUCGACCCAGGCUACACAUCACGCCAUGCAUCACGCUCAACAACAACGCGGCGAACAACAAUCGGCGCCGCCACCACCACACCUGGGCCAUCUGCCACCUCCGCCGCACCAUCACCUCGCCGCACAUUCGCACUCGCUGUCGAGCGAUUUGCAUUUAGCUGCCGCCGCCGCAGCAGCCGCAGCGCGUAACAGUGAAAGUGGUCACUCUCCACCCAGUUCACCCCCGCCGCACAGCAUCAGUGGCGUAGCAGAGCGAACGGGCAACACAAGUUCGUCGUCCAGUACAAAAACCGCCGCGGCGGCAGCAGCAGCAGCAGCCGCUUUUCAUCUUCAACAGCAGUUGCAUAUAAAGCAAGAAGCAUCUCCGCGACAUCAUCACCAUCAUGCGAUGCACUCUCAUGCACACCACAGCGGCUCGCAUCACCACUCUCUACGACAUACUGUGGAUGAGCUCGCCUCACCCAACCGGGAAAUUGGAAAGUCAGCAAACUCAAGUUCUUCGGCUGCGUCAAUGCAUAUGCCACCGGAUGUGAGUGCAUCACCACCGCCAGGACUAAGUUCGCACCAUCAUCACUUUCAUCACCGCAGUAAUGUAUUAGGAAGUGGUCACCAGACGAGCUCGACACCAUCGCCGCGCCCAAAUUCGUCUACUUCGACGUGUACAAUGACGUUACGCGACCGUGACAGGGAUAGAGAGAGAGAGCGGGAAAGAGAGCGUGACCGUGAACGGGAUAGGGAGAGAGAACGAGAACGUGAACGUGAACGCGCCGAACGCACAGAAACGCAUCACAAACGCAGUCCUACACGUGGUAGCGGCUCUCUAAACAAUGGUCCCAGUGCCAUCGCUUGCAGUGGCAUGAACCUCAGCCAUCAUUCCAACAAACGUGAAAGGGAACGUGAACGCGAGCAUUUGAGACGUUCAUCUUCACCUACACUAGGCUCUGGCUCCAACUCAACACAAUUGCCGGUGAGUGGCCGCAAUUCCUCCUCGGUCGCUGGUUCGUUGUGCGCUUCCAAUACCAACUCAUCCUCAAUGAAUGCAUCAGCGUCAGCAGCAUCCGCCUCAGCAUCCGCAACUGGCAAUCAACAUCACCAACACGGGCAUCACUCACACCAACAUCACCAAAGCCAUCAUCAGGCACACCACAGCCUACACCAUCAUCCGCACACGCUGUCGUCAGGCGUCACAACAAGUUCGGCUUCCGCCUCAUCGGCCGGCGGCGUAUUGUCGUCUUCAACAUCGACGACAUCCAACGAAAGAGGCUAUUCAUCUCCUUUGCGCGGCACUGCUGGCCAAUUGUUCCGCACCCAUUCGCCGUCACCAUCGUCGACAGCGGCGGUGGCAGCCAUCACACAUCUGCAUCAUCAUCAACAUCAACAACAGCAGCAGCAACAACAACAACAGCACGGUCAACACGCACACAAUAUGGGCUCACCGCAUGAGCGUGAUUUCCUGGGAAAUGGCGGCGCUGGGAUGCGGACAUCUCCACUGGGCAUUGGUGUCGGUGGCGGCGGUGCAACGGUUGGCCUGGGCAGUGGACAAUCUUCGGCGGCCAGCAUGCUCAACAGCAUUAAUAGACUCUCCGCCUCCGCAAACGGUGAAUUGACCAUAACGAAAUCGCUGGGUCCGCCAUCAGCUACCGCGAUACGUGCAUCGUCUGCUUCGCCCACCUCACCGGGCCUGGGUUCGUCAUCGCUCGGUAUAAACACCUCAUCCGCCUCGCAUUUGGUGCACCACCCACACCACGGCAUGCACGCGAUGAAGCUCAGCCCAACAACCAGUUCGUCAAUGCAACGGGAACGCGAACGUGAACGCGAGCGGGAAAGAGAGCGGGAACGAGAAAGAGAGAGGGAACGCGAACGAGAUCGUGUCAGCGGCAGUGGUCACGGAGAGCCUACUUCGCAACUAUCUCCGAAUGGCACGGACGGUUCGAGCGGUGCACACGAUCUGCUAAUGGAUUCACCGAAUGAGCCCACCAUCAAUCAGGCCACCACCAAUGUCGUUGAGGGCAUCGAUUUGGAUGAGAUCAAAGAAUUUGCCAAAGCGUUCAAGUUGCGACGCCUUUCACUGGGCCUCACGCAGACACAAGUGGGGCAGGCGUUAUCGGUGACCGAGGGGCCGGCUUACAGUCAGAGCGCCAUAUGCAGUGCACUCGCCGCACAGAUGUACGCCGCCCAAUUGUCGUCGCAGCAGCAGAACAUGUUUGAAAAAUUGGACAUAACGCCAAAGAGCGCACAGAAAAUUAAGCCAGUCUUAGAGCGCUGGAUGAAGGAGGCCGAAGAGAGUCACUGGAAUCGCUACAAAUCUGGUCAGAACCAUUUAACCGAUUAUAUAGGCGUGGAGCCGUCGAAGAAGCGCAAGCGGCGCACUUCGUUCACACCGCAAGCGCUGGAGCUGCUGAAUGCGCACUUCGAGCGCAACACACAUCCAUCGGGCACGGAAAUCACCGGUUUGGCGCACCAAUUAGGCUAUGAGCGCGAGGUGAUACGCAUCUGGUUCUGCAACAAGCGACAGGCGCUGAAGAACACCGUGCGCAUGAUGUCUAAAGGGAUGGUGUAGGAUGACGCACACUUCGAUCACUUUCAGCGCACAUUUUGAAGGAACAAGGAAGGCGAGUGAGCGCAGAAGGCCAAUAUAAUUGAAGUGGAAGCAGAAGCGCUGUUGCCAAGUUUCGCUUGAAAGCUUCUUAUGUACUUCGCAAGGAAAAUAAUUUGACUUAGCGGAAACUGGUAUUCGCUUGAGCUCGACACUGCGCUCCAAACUGUAAAUUAUUUCAGCAUUUAUUCCAUUAUUUAUGCAUCAAAUAUAUAUGAUUUUGUAAAGUAAUUACAUAACUUAAGCACGGCAACACUCAAUACUCUAAUGGCUAGCUAUUGAUUUCUACUAAACUAAGACAACAACCACACAGGCUAAGAUUGUAAAGACAGCUCUUGCAUGAGUUCUAAAAGACAAAAUAGCCAUGAAGAUAUGUUUGCCCCCAGCAAAAUUAAAUUAGAUAAGCUUAAAGCAUAGUGUACCACACUUUCCUCCUACGCAGUCGCAACAGUCUGUCAUAAAAGUAUGUAUACGAAGAGUUCUAUUGUAUAUUUCAAGCUGUAUUGUGGCGGUAUAAGCGAUAUGAUAGUCACAUUAGCAGUGAAAAAACUCCACAUGCCUAGUAUAACUGUAAAUAGUUGAUGCAUAAAAUACAAUAACAAAAUGCGGACAGCUCAAAUGUGCUAAAAAUAUGAAAUUUCGUAAAUUUUGGAAACAAACAACUUUUCCAAACACAAUUACUGUAUAAAGACCGUUAGUUUAGCGAGUUUGAGCUGCGCUUCUUUAUAAAUAAUUGCAAAACAAAAAUUAUAAUAAAUCGGAGAAUACUAAAAUUAAAAAAAAUUAAAGCCAUGACAUUGUAAAUGGUGUGUCAUAUAUAUGUGUAUGUGUAUGUUCAAAACAGUCUUUACAAAUAAUAUUUAUGUUUAUUUGUAUGCAUUAUUACCAGUAAAAUGAAAAUAUAAGAAAAAUAUUAGCAACCAAUUAAAUUAGUCCAACUAAACAUUGUAUACGAAUAGCAAACUAAAAGCAAAUUAAAAUACUAAGAUUCGAGAUAAGCUGCUAGUUUAUUAAGUGUGUAUCAUAUAGCUGCAAUAAAACAGUUUCCCUUUGUUAAAUUUCCAAUUUUUUUUUUUAAUUAAGUUUUGAAGUACUCUUUUGAAAAAAAAAAAUUAAAAAGAAAUAAUUUAAAAAAAAAAUAAUUUAAUAAAAAAAGAAAAAAAAAUAUUUGCAAACUAUCUAGCGUUAAUAAAUGAGUUAACUGAUGAGUUAGAAAACAUUAUAAAAAAUAUUUUUAAAAUUUAAACAAAUAAAUAAUUUAAAACAAUUUAAAAAAUAAUUUGUUUUUUAUAUAAUUUUUAGAUACUAAAAAUUAAUUUAAAACACAAAAAAAAAAUUUUUGAAAUAAUUGAAAAUGUAUGCCAAUAUAAAAUUUAUUAAAAAAUUUUAUUUUUAUUAUUAGUUUUAAUAAUUUAAACUCCACUAGCAAUAUUAAAUAAUUCAGCGCUUAAUGAAAAUAAGUCUUUGAAAAGGUCUAUAAAAAAAUAAUCUAAAUGACUAACCCACUAACAACAAGCUAUCCACAUAAAAUACUGUAUUAAUUAUGUAAUUUUAAUGAUAAAUACUAAAAUAACGGUUUAAAUUUAAAGCAAAGCGUACUAUUUAGAGCUAAGUGACGACCGC